AUGGUCAAACCCAUCGUGUUUUUUGACAUCGCCGUUGACGCCAAGCCCUCGGGCUGCGUCUCCAUCAAACUGUUUGCAGACAAGAUUCCAAAGACAGCAGAAAAGUUUCAUGCUCUGAGCACUGGAGAGAAAGGAUUUUGUUAUAAGGGUUCCUGCUUUCACAGAAUUAUUCCAAGGUUUAUGUGUCAGGGUGGUGACUUCACACACCAUAAUGGCACUGGUGGCAAGUCCAUCUAUGGGGAGAAAUUUCAUGAUGAGAACCUCAUCCGAAAGCAUACAGGUUCUGGCAUCUUGUCCAUGGCAAAUGCUGGACCCAACACAAAUGGUUCCCAGUUUUUCAUCUGCACUGCCAAGACUGAGUGUUUGGAUGGCAAGCAUGUGGCCUUUGGCAAGGUGAAAGAACGCAUGAAUAUUGUGGAAGCCAUGGAGCACUUUGGGUACAGGAAUGGCAAGACCAGCAAGAAGAUCACUAUUGCUGACUGUGGACAAUUCUAA
Messenger RNA from Pan troglodytes (chimpanzee), 495 nucleotides. RefSeq names its product peptidyl-prolyl cis-trans isomerase A-like 4C. The transcript has a single exon. Gene Ontology annotation, molecular function: cyclosporin A binding; peptidyl-prolyl cis-trans isomerase activity. The coding region runs from base 1 to 495 and encodes 164 amino acids. Lineage: Eukaryota; Metazoa; Chordata; Mammalia; Primates; Hominidae. The record is from RefSeq and is a predicted model, not a curated record. Gene Ontology annotation, cellular component: cytoplasm. Gene Ontology annotation, biological process: protein peptidyl-prolyl isomerization; protein folding.